CCCGUAGGCUCGUCAAAUCCUGGCUCAGAACCUGUAGGAGGAACGCAAUUCUACGCUGCAACACCACUCAACCUCACAUCCGCACUCGCCGUCACUCUGUCCUACUCUGUCUUUUUUCCCGCUUCUUUCGAUUGGGUCAAGGGGGGAAAGCUACCCGGCUUGUACGGUGGGCGGGAAAGCUGCUCGGGUGGUGAUGAAGCGUCCGACUGCUGGAGCGCAAGGUUCAUGUGGAGACCGGAUGGCGCAGGAGAAUUGUACAUGUAUCUCCCACAGGUGCAACAAGAUCCAGCGAUCUGUCAGCUUCCGCCCCACACCAUUUGCAAUGGCGACUAUGGUCUUUCACUAGGUCGAGGAUCUUUCAGCUUCACCAGGGGCGCAUGGACGCGUCUGACCCAGACCAUCGAGCUGGGGAUAGGCGCCAAUGUGCAAGACGGCAAAUUGACAGUGUACAGUAAUGGUCGUCAGGUGCUGCAUUUCGAUCGAGUCGCUUUUCCCGCUGCGCACAAGGGUCUAUUCUUUUCUACCUUCUUUGGUGGUCACGGAGACGAAUGGGCCACGCCUCGGCCGCAAGCAGUCUAUUUCAAAGGCUUCCGAGUGACCAUCACCAGGUAG
Ceraceosorus guamensis is the source of this 612-nucleotide messenger RNA. Its product is annotated as polysaccharide lyase family 14 protein. The transcript has 6 exons. The record is from RefSeq and is a predicted model, not a curated record. NCBI's taxonomy places the organism in Eukaryota, Fungi, Basidiomycota, Exobasidiomycetes, Ceraceosorales, Ceraceosoraceae. The annotation marks the transcript as partial.